AUGCCUCCAUUCAAUAAUAACACAAAGGACUUCCAGCGGAGUGGUAGCCAAACGAUGACAACGAAUGGUCGCAACGCACUCUAUGGGGUCUGGUGUGCCAUUACUUCAGCCAAAUACGAGACCGUCAUUUGGAUGUUCAUUGUGGCCGUCAGCGCAUCCUUCGGCAUACUGUCGGGCGCUCACCGACUGUGGACCAAAUACGAGACCGUCAUUUGGAUGUUCAUUGUGGCCGUCAGCGCAUCCUUCGGCAUACUGUCGGGCGCUCACCGACUGUGGAGUCAUAAGUGCUAUAAGGCUCACUCAUCCCUCAGGAUAUUGCUUAUGAUUUUGCAGACCCUGGCCCUUCAGAACGACAUCUACGAGUGGAGUCGCGACCAUAGAGUACACCACAAGUACUCGGAGACGGACGCCGACCCCCACAACUCAAAUCGUGGCUUCUUUUUUGCGCACAUGGAUUGGCUUAUGACCAAAAAGCACCCGCAGGUCAUCGAAAAGGGUCGACAACUAGAUAUGUCUGAUCUCUUGGCCGAUACGGUGGUUAGAUUUCAGCGCAAAUAUUACGUGCCAUUAGUUCUGCUUAUAUGGGGUGUACUCCCGACAGUCAUUCCUUACUAUUUGUGGUCGGAAGGGCUGUUGAUUUCGUUCGCUAGCAAUAUGUUACGGUAUGUCCUUUCCCUACACCAGUCCUGGCUCGUCAACUCUGCCGCACAUUUGUUUGGAUUUAGACCGUACGAUAAGGGCAUAGCCUCGCGUGAAAAUCAAUCGGUGGUGUACUUGAGUUUUGGUGAGGGAUAUCAUAACUAUCACCACACCUUUCCAUACGACUACUCUGCGAGCGAAUUUGGCUGGAAAAGUAAUUUCAACCUGGCCACGGCUUUCAUAGACUUCUUCGCGAUGUUAGGUCUGGCCUAUGAUCUCAAGAAAGCCUCGGAUAAAACGAUUUCUGAAAGACAGGAGAGAACGGGAGAGAAAAUAAAGGGACUCCAGAAGAAUACUCUGUUAGACUAUAUGAUAGGUUUGGUGAUCACCAUUUGGCCCCUUUGGGUCACAUAUAUCUCACGAACCAUUUACAGAUAUUUCUUUGAAAACGUCUCUUAUGUUUAUUAAAUGAAUGGUUUUUGUUAUAAAUGUUAUUA
Molecule: messenger RNA, 1136 nt
Organism: Oppiella nova
Lineage: Eukaryota; Metazoa; Arthropoda; Arachnida; Sarcoptiformes; Oppiidae
Source: the annotation of a GenBank genome assembly